This is a messenger RNA of Botrytis fragariae, 1392 nucleotides long. Its product is annotated as putative ran1-like protein kinase protein. Bases 1 to 1392 code for a protein of 463 amino acids. The transcript has 2 exons. The record is from RefSeq and is a predicted model, not a curated record. NCBI's taxonomy places the organism in Eukaryota, Fungi, Ascomycota, Leotiomycetes, Helotiales, Sclerotiniaceae. Gene Ontology annotation, molecular function: ATP binding; protein serine/threonine kinase activity. Gene Ontology annotation, biological process: protein phosphorylation; intracellular signal transduction.
AUGUUGGAUUAUAAUAGGGAGUUACCACCAUGUUUCCCACCAACCAAAGUUGCUUUUCAAGGCAACCCUCAUCACCAAUAUCCACCAUCUCAGGUCAACCCUUAUCAUACACCAUUCUCAUCUCACCAUACAUAUCCAACCCCACCUCCAUCACCACUAUCAUUUGCGAUGCCCCAGGAUCAUAGGAUAGGUACAAUACUCGGAGAAACUCUAUUGUUGUCACGAGUGUUAGGCUCAGGAGCCUACGGAACUGUAUAUUAUGCUCAGGAUUUAUCCACUGGAAAAGAGUAUGCCGUAAAGGCGCUCAACAAAAGAAAUGCCUAUGGGCAGCCCUUGGACGCAAGACAACGACUUUAUCAAUCAAGAGAAAUAGCCCUGCACUGGAGUGCUUCCGCGCAUCCUAACAUAGUCUCGAUGUACAAGAUUCUCGAUGACCCGGACUGCACCUAUGUUAUCCUGGACUACUACCAAGAAGGAGAUCUUUUUUCAAAUAUUACCGAGGGUGGUAGAUAUGUAGGUCAUGAUGCUCUAAUCCGGAGCAUCUUCCUCCAAAUCUUGGAUGCCACGGAACAUUGCCACCGCCUUGGAAUAUACCAUAGGGAUCUCAAGCCUGAGAACAUUCUGGUCGCCAAUUCCGGUCAUACCGUCUGCCUAGCAGACUUUGGAUUGGCCACUCAGGAACCAACAUCUCGCGAUCACGCAUGCGGAUCUACAUUCUACAUGUCUCCAGAGUGUCUAGAGCAAUCAUAUAAGCCAUACAGAUGUGCCCCAAACGAUGUCUGGUCUCUCGGAGUGAUCUUAGUCAACCUCACCUUUGGAAGAAAUCCUUGGAGACAAGCCUCAUGGGAUGAUGCCACGUAUAAUGCUUUUCUCAAGAAUCCAGAUUUUCUGAAAACUAUCUUGAACCCAUCGGACGAGCUUAAUCUCAUUUUACAAAUGAUUUUUCAACAGGACCCGGAUCUCCGUAUCACAGUUCCAGAGCUGAGAUUAAGAAUACAACAAUUGCCAGGUUUUUACGCUUCCUCUUCCCAAGGAUCUGGUCGUACACCAACACCAAUCGUUGGCAAUUUAACCAAUGACUCUGGGUACUCCACCUCGUCUCCGUGUGUCGCAAGUCCAUUCCGAUCCUCAUCUUCGUCUCGCGACUCUGCUAUUUAUACCGACGAUGGGUGUACCAGCACUCUCAAUGGCGUCACUAAUUCAACUCGGUCAUUAUGCAGCACCGGCAAUUCUUUUCUAGAUUCUAACAGCCGUGGUCACGAAAAUCACGAUGUUCUUGCCGAUGGGCAUGUUUAUUUUGAUGGACUACCAACACCUUCGGGUUCUCAAGGGCCUUCUCAAUCAUCUUCAACUUAUCCAAAAAUCGGAGCACCUUUUCCACGGAAGUUUUGA